Molecule: messenger RNA, 21724 nt
Organism: Xyrichtys novacula (pearly razorfish)
Lineage: Eukaryota; Metazoa; Chordata; Actinopteri; Labriformes; Labridae
Source: the annotation of a GenBank genome assembly
ACCACGAACGAGUUGAGACCAGCACAAGUGAGGUACAACCAGCCAACGCGUCUUUUUCUGCUCUAAGCGUCUUUUCUCCUCCUGUGUGCCGUGUUUGGAGCUACUUUCUCCUUUUUCAAACCAGUGUUUUAAGAAAAUGUUGGUAGGCUACUGAAAACUACGGAAGCGCACUGUAUUCCCUCACUUUGCACUUUGUAUAACACCGUGUAGCACUUGUACUACACGGUGUUAUGGUGUUUGUAAGAGUAAAAUACUUUGUUCUGCGUUGUUUACAACCGGUAUAGCUAACAACAACUAACAACAGCCAACAAGCUGUCAUUCCCACCUCUGACUUCCGAGGUAACCGGAACGUAGCAGUAUUAAUCCCGUUCUCAUUUUAAGAAACAUCAGUUUCAACUCAGUCCGUGCUGUGCUGAUGUCCUGAAUUAGAAAGUGCUAUACUGAAUGUCAGCAGUAAUGGCUUUAGAAAGUUGAUUUAAUUAGUUGUAUGGGAACAAUUCAGUACUUUUGAGACCAAGGACAAUGCAAGCAUCUAAAAGAAUGUAAAAAAAAAAAACUGGAAAAACAGCUAAAUGAGACAUAAAAGCCAUGGACUAAGGGUUAUUAUAGUGGAUAUGAGUACAACAGUGAAUAACUGUUGGGAGGAGGGUCACUCAUAGAACUAACUGUAUCAGUGUUUCUGGAACAUCUCUGUUUAAUGUACCUUUAUGGACACCAAAGACAGAAUUUUUAGGUCUAUAGCAGCAAGGUUCAUACUCAAAACAAACGCACACUCAAACAAACAAUAGUAGCUAACUAUAUAUUUUCUUUUUUUUUUUUCCCUUUUCUCUUCCACAGAAGAAGGUGCCCAAAAGAAAAUUUAUAUUAAGAGACCACCAGUCCACCAAAUUAACUCUAAGGAAAGAAGGAAAGAAUAUCAUAUAGAAAUCAAAAGAAACCAGUGCUCAUGGACCCUGCACAGCCAGCUGACCCUGCUCCCAAACUUCUGGACUUCCCAGGUUUGCUAUUUUCCACUCAUGGACAUAAACACUUAUUGGUAGCCUUUUGAAUGAUCUCUUGUCUAUAAAGGAUGUUAUUCUCAACAGUACUGGAGGGGAUUCAAUGUGAUAAAUGCCUUUUUCUGAAAAAGAUGACUUGUUGUUUGAUAUGUUCAUUUAAGCAGGUGGUUCGAUAAUGUAAAGGUCUCAAAGAGGGAUUUAGUGGAGGUUACAAACAAAAGACCCUGCCACGUUGUCUUUUCUUAGCUAACAUCAUUUAUUUUAGCUUUGUUUAUUCACCAGUCUCUCCUUGACCUUUUUUUAUAACUUGUAUAUGGCCAGUGUAUUUACAGUACUGGCUAUAGCCUUUUUAAAUCCAUUAUUCUUUUUGCAAUUAGAUAUUAUGUCCCGAAAUAAAGAGCAGAAAACAGGGGGGAUGUUAACUUGUGAAUGUAUGUGGCAGGUCACAAUGUUCUUUGUGUCUAGUGGUCCACCAAUACAACUGUUUAAUAAUAUUAACAGAUAAGAAAGCACAUUUGCUGUAUUUGAGUGAUUGAUGUAGAGCUGAGCAUGUUUUGGCUUAAUAAAAUAUUGCCAUAUGUGAUCACAGGGUUAAAAAAAAAAAAAAAAAAAAGACAGGUUUAAAUUCGCUUAUUCCAUGUACUAUAAAAUAUUACAUGAUUAUCUUAGCUGUAACAUGUUUUGGGUGAAUAUUUGAGGAAUUUAUGAACUAAAAAUAUAUAUUGGGUUACUCAAAGAUUUCAGAACAUGACUGAUAUUUACGUCAGAAGCAAUAUUAAACUGCAUUAUUUCACAAAAUGACAGAAUUUAUAUCAAACACUAGCUAGUGAUGGAUUUUGAUUUGAAAUGCUGCCACUGGGGAUAAGAAGAAAAGGUUUUCUCUUGGGGAGGACUACGAUGAUAUCAACCUUGUAAGGGCCGAUGUCAAUAUGAAGCCAAUUUUGUCAAAAUGCUCUGAAUUGACCGAAUUAAAUGUCUGACCUCUAUCUGUUUUUAUGUCCUUUUCCUUUUUCUCUUGGACUUGAAGGACUUAGGCUAGAUGAACAAGGGAUGUUGGUUCCACACAGCAUCCUGGGAACAGUGGAGGGUUUGAGAAACUAUCUGGAGUCCAUAGGGGAGACAGAGGUAACUUCAGUAUCAAUGCAACCAAGUUGUCACUGCACCAUACAAUAAUUAAACACCAUUAAAGGCACCACACUUUGUAAAACUAUACGUAACUUCUAAAUGCUCUAAUCCUGUUGUGUGCCAUCUAUCCUCUCUUCAACAUCUAGUUGCUGAAACGAAUACCAGCACCCCAGAGAGACCCUGUAUCUGAGGCUAUGAGAUGGCCCAACCCUGAGGCUGCAAGACGACCCAACCCUAGUGCUGUGCAUGGAAGGAGUGUGAUCUCUUCAAGUGUGGGAAACAUUGAAAGUAAUGCUCUUCAGAACUGGGAAAUACAGAUGAGGCGGCGCAGACAGCAGCAGGACUUCUUAGCUGGUACGCUGAUACAGAGUUAAAUCACUUAAAUUAAGGGAUUUUGAAUCGGAACCAGUGAGACUUUUUUGAACAAAUUUAAGACUGAAAGUUUUACCUUCAUCUAUUUUUCUUUCUAUUCAUCUGCUGCUCUGCUCUCUCUGAAGAUCUGCUUGGCCGGCCGGUGGAAAACUUAGUGAUGAACCAAGCUUCCAGUGUUAGAGAAACUCAGAAGCAGAGGGAAUCUCUUAAUCAAGCCACACCAUUUGUCCAUUCUAGAUAUGUAUGACACUGACAAGUUGUCUCGGCUAUACUUCUACUCACACUACUAUCUCAUCUUUUUAUCAUUUAAAAGUUAGAAGCUCUGUUUGUGUAGCACCUUCUUUGGGGUGAUGAGUUGUUUUUAUGUUUCAGGGUCAUCAUGUGGGCAGUGAGUUUUGGAGACUCCCCCCACAUUAUGGAGAUGAGAUGAGUGGGAUCACAGCUACUUUGACUCAGACCGAGCAGGGCAGACGGGAACCUGUUGUACAUGUGGGGCAGCCAAGAAGCAUACUACGAGAAUCAGGUAAGCAUACGACAAGACACCCAUAACAACCUUUUAAAGCAUAAGCUAAACCAUUUAUUUUAUUCUCGACACUUCUAGCAUCCAGGAAAAUAAACCGUUCACGGAAUUUGACUCCUCUAAACAGUGGCUGAUGCUUUCAUCUUUCCAACAAACUCUUCUUCCUCAAGGACUGAUGUGCAAUGAAACCCCAGGUCCAACCUCUCCGACCCAGGACCAGAAAGCAUACCAGUGCCAGGAGCUCAGAGAGGUCUUGGAGGAUAUCAACAUCAAAAAGCCGGUAAAAAUGUUCAAACUAUUCCAACCAAAUGCAAGCUCAGUUCAAGCAAAGUUGAGACACUGCAUAAAAUGGGAAUAAAAACAUAGCUUGAUGGGUGGCAAAUCAUUUAAUACUUAUACUGAAUCAAUAACAAUUCAAAGUCAAAAUAUGAAAUGGAGAAACACUCUACAAUCUCAUUUUAGAUUUAACGCCAAAAACACAUUGUAAAAAGCUUGGACAAGGGCAUGUUUACCAGAGUGAUGCAUCACCUCUUCUUUUAAGAACAGUCUAAACAUUAGGGAAGUGAGGCUAUUUUCAAGAAUACAGCAUUCCAACUGAGAAAGAGUUCAUAUGCUGUGUUCAAAUUACCUCCGAAGUCAAAUGUCCAAGUUGGGAAUGACACCUGAGUCACCAGCAUUUCAGUUACAAAGUCAGAAAAAAGCUAAAUCGGAGGUCGAAACAAGAUGGCUACAUCACGAAAGUUAUGUUACCGCUUGCCUUGUCAGAAUACAAGCAACUUCUGGACCAAUAUGUGGUCCAUCUGCAACAUCUUGUUUCCACAUCCGAUUUUGCUUUUUUCCAACUGGGUGACUGAAACGCUGGAAACUCGGGUGUGACGUCAUUCCCAGCUCGGACAUCUGACCUCUGAGGUAACUUGAACGCAGCAAUAGUUUCCUUCUACGAAGGAGCUAUGCUGCUGAAAUACCUGCUGAAUGUGGUUUGGCAAUGUCUUGCAAAUAACAAUCCCACAGUUAUUUGUAAUUUUAUGCUUGGGAACAUGAUUUCUGUAACGCAAUAGUACUUUUAAUUUAAACAUCAAACCAUUACAUUCUGUUUGUAGUGUAGUCAAUGUAUGAUUGAGGAAUUAAUAUGUUGUUUUUAAUGUUCUUUUACAACAGUCCUGAUGGUAAUAAUAAAAGCUAUAGCCUUUUUACAUUCUCCUGUAAAACUUUGGCAGAGCUUUAUCUACCUCCACCACCAUAGUGGGAAUUUUAUCAUAUGUGUUCAGUAAGGGAACACUGAUGUUGCCUCAAACAUCUGGUACACAACUAGUCUUAUUUUAACUUUGCGAGGCAAUGAUUAAGAUGCUGUGAUGCAAAAACCAAAUUACACUUUAUUCCCAAACAUGUUAAUUCUACCCUAUUUAUGUACAAUAACCCAAUUCCAUAUGCGCAGCACAGAUCUAGAUUGCAUAUGUUUUGUUUUAGCAGAAAGCGACUUCAUUAUUGGCCGGCUUGUUGUCCAAGCACACAGCCCACUGACGCUGCUCACACCCUCAGGACAUUCUGUCCCCUCUAGAGCUGCUAACUGCUCAUGAUCAGUCUGUAUCUUCAAUAACAGCCUGUUAUCAUCCUGCCUUUGGCAAACUACUCUGGGUUUUCUGUUCAAGAGCUAAAAGCAGGAGGUGGGCAUAACAGACAGGCACAUGUACAUUCACGACCAUGGAGGGCACGUUUACAGAAACGUGUGAAAACACAUGUGUUUGAAAAUAUACAAGGUUUCAAAAAAAAUGUGAUGGUCGAUCUCAUUAUCUUCAAAACUUGCUCUCAGUUUUUAGACAAACAUUUAGAUCUAAGCUCUGGUGAGAAACUUUCAGUUUGUGUAGAUUUUUGCGCUCCCUGUGGACAAAGUGGUCCUGUUGUCUUUGAUCACGACCUGCACAUUCUCUUGUCGAGUUUUCUGACAAAAAUCUCGUCCUGCUUUACUUUUAUGAAGUAAAGGCUGUUUUGGGUGAGUGUUGAUAAUUGUGUUGUUGGACAUCUUCAAUGUCAAUGAUAUUAUGCAUUAAAGUAACCACUUAAGUGCCUGUUUAAACUCACGAUCGAGAGUGCAUGACACACUAUAAAUCAGGGUGUUGCUAUUCAAGAGGCACACACCUCUGUGAUAAGGGAAGUGCAGGGUACUUUGAGGUUGGAUAAGGUCUCUUGAUUAUUCAUUGGUGUAUUAUAAAACAAACCGAUUUGUGCAUCUGCUCACAUUUCUUUUGAGAGUCAGAUAACCUUUACUUAACCAGGUUAGUGUCAUGAUGUGUUCUAUUGAUUUAGUUUUUCCCUGGUUUUGUUAACUGAGUGUACUUUCUUUGUGAUUUUCCCCAGUGUUUCUGUUCCCUAUUGUUCCUGUUCCCCUGCUGUCUAGUCUUGUGAGUUUUUAGUUUGUGUUUGACCCUGUUUCCCUACUUUUCUCUUUGUUUUAUUCUUUAGAUCAGUUUUUGUAGUAGUUGAUUCCAUGCGUUUCUAGUCCAGUUUUACUUCCCGAGUUUUCCCUCCUUGGUUAAUCACUCACGAGUUUCACCUGUGUCUCAUCUGCCUCACCUGUUGCUCAUUAGUCCCUGUCUUCCCCUCUGCCCUGGUUGGUUCACUGUAUGUUUGUUGGUAUGUCAAAUGCUUGUGUACCCAGUUGUUCCUUGUUUUUUCUUCCCAGGGCCUUUUCUUGGAUUUUGUCUUUGGAUCUUUUAGUUGUACAUUUUUUGAGAAAGUUUUUCUUGUUUUUUUCAUCUAGUUCUGUUUUUUUAUUAAAUCCUUUGUUCUGCAUUUGGGUCCUUUUUCUUUUGUUUAACCCUGGACCGCGACAGAUAGUCCCAUUGAGAUCCAAGAUCUCAAGUUUGUUAGAGAGAUCAUCCUGCCAGAUGCACCUGCAGACAGGUGUAUUGUUAUUUACACAGCUGAUUUCAGCCUUUCUAUCAAACUGAGCUGUCAUAGUUAACUACCCUUAUUUUACAUUGCCCCUAAAAAUGCAUUAGACUCACACAGGUCCCUGUAAAAGUCAUGUCGAUACAUGGACUGGUGUAACUUCCCCCAAAACAAGUCCUCUGUACAGUCAAAAACAUCACAUACUUUCCAAAUUAACCAAAAGAUAUUAACACACAUGGCAGCAGCGUAAGUUCAUGAAACAUCCAAGAAUCAGGACAUGCUAACAGUUCCUGACAGGAUCACCAAAGAGAGGUUGGUUGUUAUCAUCUUAUUUAGUUAUUUUUGCUGCUGGAUCACACAGCUGUGUUUGUAAUGCCUGCAUGAUGAAUAGUUUGGUCUUUAUCAAUAUUUGUAGAGCAUCAAGAGUUGUGUGAGAAGAUUGUGGGGGAAAAAAGACUCCUCAGAGCGAGUGUGUGAGUUUGUGUCCAUUUCUGCAGGCAUAUUGGAGAAUGUGUGUGCAUGGUUGAAGCUCAGGAUGUUUUAGGAAUUGAAUUUCAAUGUGUAAGCAAAUCUGUUUUUUUUGUUUUGUUUUUCUCAUGAGUGGGAGCCCCACUGCAAAGCUCUAUGUGUGUAACCUCCAGAGAAAUGCAUAUUGUCAAUUAUUUUGCUCUUUUUACUGCCUCACCUAUGUACCCUUAAUAUCAGGUGAGCUUUUCUAGAGUCUCAAGUGUAGACAUUUCUGCUUCCUCAAGAUAGAAGCAUAUCUGUGCACCUGAUCAAACCUCAUUUCAAAACCAAUACACCCACAGGUGCUUAUGUGGGUGCAAAUUACAUUGCUAUUUAGGCUAUAUGACAUAAGCUCUGGGUGUAAAUUACAAUGGAUGGAAAAUGACCAUGACACUGGUACUGCACACAAACACUUUGCACUAGGUGUAUGGCAGGGCCCUAUAUCUCUCUUCUCAUGACAGUCUUGUUUGCAUAUUUAAUUAUGACGUAUCAGUGUAAAUUUUAGUCUGUUUCAUAACAGAUAGAAUCUCCUCACAGGAUCUACAAUGAAGCACUGCUGCCCUUUUAUAAACACAUCUGUUUACAUCACAUAGAGAUGGUACAGUUAUGAAAUCUAGAGCGUGUCCAAUCAGAGGGAUGAUCUAUGGAGUAACAGGGCUCAAGAAAAAGGGCUAAAACUGCCAACCACUCUCUGCAUCAGAAUGACUCUAUCAGCAGGGUAAGAGGUGAUGGGGUAAACAACACUUAGACAAAUGUGCACUACUCUGCACAGCCAGUUCUCAUUUAAUCCUGUUAACUCAAUAAGUACCAGGUGCUCAUUAUGGAAAGGUUUAUUCUAAUUACAUCUUUUUUUCUGCUCUCACUCAGUGUCCUUCCCUUUUUUUGACACUCUCACAGACACACAAACACAUGUCACUGAUAUAAGAUGAAAUGGUAGCUGUGUGUUCUGUUGAACUGAUGGCUGAUGUGAUGCUGACAUGAUAUGUGCCUUAAAGUAUAUUCUGACAUGUGGUCAGAGACAGAUUGUCCUGUCAGCAGCUGACUUGUCCUUUGCUCUGUGACAUGUUAUGCAAAGGUAGAAGAGAGAUAAAUGGUCAGGGUUGAGUUUUGAAGUGGGAAGAAAAGAAGAAAAAUAGAAAUAAAAGAAGGACAGAACGCAAUGGAUUCAUUUUCUUUGCUUGUGAGUAUUGUGUGGUGGUGGUCGGAGAGCCUGUAGACACAAACUGGCAGCCAUGUUUCUGUCGCUCUGCCUCAGGGCAGCUGUGACUACUUAGGUAGUUUACAACCACAAAGGUGUGACUGAUGUGAGCGAAAGAAUGUUGUAUCCAAUGUAAAGCCCUUUGAGGGUGUCUGAUAAAGCGCAAUAUGAAUUUGAUGCAUUUUUAUUAUGAACUCGAACCAAGGUAACAUCAACACCUGUUGACAGCACUGAUGCUAAGCAAGGCUUGCUUGUUAUAUAUUCAAAUCAGGUAUCAUUCCAUAUACACACGUGGACAAAAUUGUUGGUACCCCUCAGUUAAAGAAGGAAAAACCCACAAUUCUCACUGAAAUCACUUGAAACCUACAAAAGUAACAAUAAAUAAAAAUUUAUUGAAAAUUAAAUAAUCAAAAUCAGCCAUUACUUUUGAAUUGUUGAUUAACAUAAUUAUUUUAAAAAAAAAAUACUAAUGAAAUAGGGCUGGACAAAAAUGAUGGUACCCAUAACUUAAUAUUUUGUUGCACAACCUUUUGAGGCAAUCACUGCAAUUAAACGAUUUCUGUAUUUGUCAAUGAGCGUUCUGCAGCUGUCAACAGGUAUUUUGGCCCACUCCUCAUGAGCAAACUGCUCCAGUUGUCUCAGGUUUGAUGGGUGUCUUCUCCAAAUGGCAUGUUUCAGCUCCUUCCACAGAUGUUCAAUGGAAUUCAGAUCUGGGCUCAUGGAAGGCCACUUUAGAAUAGUCCAACGCUUUUCUCUCAGCCAUUCUUGGGUGUUUUUGGCUGUGUGUUUUGGAUCGUUGUCCUGUUGGAAGACCCAUGACCUGCGACUGUGACCAAGCUUUCUGACACUAGGCAGCACAUUUCUCUCCAGAAUGCCUUGAUAGUCGUCAGAUUUCAUUUUACCUUGCACACAUUCAAGACACCCUGUGCCAGAUGCAGCAAAGCAGCCCCAAAACAUUGCUGAGCCUCCUCCAUGUUUCACCAUAGGGACAGUGUUCUUUUCUUCGUAUGCUUGGUUUUUGAGUCUAUGAACAUAGAGUUGAUGUGCCUUACCAAAAAGCUCCAGUUUGGUCUCAUCUGUCCAAAGGACAUUCUCCCAGAAGCUUUGUGGCUUAUCAACAUGCAUUUUUGCAAAUUCCAGUCUCGCUUUUUUAUGAUUUUUUUUCAGCAGUGGUGUCCUCCUUGGUCAUCUCCCAUGAAGUCCACUUUGGCUCAAACAAUGACGAAUGGUGCGAUCUGACACUGAUGUACCUUGGCCUUGGAGUUCACCUUUAAUUUCUUUGGAGGUUGUCCUGGGCUCUUUGGAUACAAUUCGAACAAUCUGUCUCUUCAAUCUGUCAUCAAUUUUCCUCUUGCGGCCACGUCCAGGGAGGUUGGCUACUGUCCCGUGGGUCUUGAACUUCUGAAUAAUAUGAGCCACUGUUGUCACAGGAACUUCAAGCUGUUUAGAGAUGGUCUUAUAGCCUGCACCUUUAAGAUGUUUGUCUAUAAUUUUUUUUCGGAUGUCCUGGGACAAUUCUCUCCUUCGCUUUCUGUUGUCCAUGUUCAGUGUGGUACACACCUUUUCACCAAACAGCAGAGUGACUACUUGUCUCCCUUUAAAUAGGCAGACUGACUGAUUAUGAGUUUGGAAACACCUGUGAUGUCAAUUAAAGGACACACCUGAGUUAAUCAUGUCACUCUGGUCAAAUAGUUUUCAAUCUUUUAUAGAGGUACCAUCAUUUUUGUCCAGCCCUAUUUCAUUAGUUUGUUUUUUUUAAAUAAUAAUGUUAAUCAACAUUUCAAAUGUAAUGGCUGAUUUUGAUUAUUUAAUUUUCAAUAAAUUUUUAUUUAUUGUUACUUUUGUAGGUUUCAAGUGAUUUCAGUGAGAAUUGUGGGUUUUUCCUUCUUUAACUGAGGGGUACCAACAAUUUUGUCCACGUGUGUAUAUUGCAGUGGGAGUUGACUUUUGCAUCCCAAUUUCAUGGCAAUAUCUGGAUUAUUAUCACCAUUUUCUGUCAGGUUGAAAACUUCCGUUUUCACCACCACCACCCAUCCACACUCAGCAACUGUCUCACUGAAAUUACAAAAUGGAUGCAAAGAAACUACCUGCAAUUGAACAGUGACAAAUCAGACAUCAUCAUCAUCUGUCCCACAUUUCACAACAGAAGGACCCCAAACUUCAGCCUCACCUUCAACAACUGUAUUCUGUCGUCCUCCCCUUACAUCCGGAACCUUGGAGUCAUUUUUGACAACCAACUCAAGUUCGACCGCCAUAUUAACCACAUCACCAGGACCGCCUUCUUUCACCUCAAAAACAUUGCCUGUCUUUGCCCCUCAUUCACUUUCUCCGCUGCUGAAACCCUGAUCCAUGCUUUCAUAACAUCCAGAAUAGAUUAUUGCAACAGCAUCCUAUACGCCUCAUCAUCCAAAGUCCUCAAUAAACUCCAAUACAUUCAGAACUCUGCUGCCCGCCUGCUCACCCGCACACAUCACCCCUAUCCCCCAAAAACUGCACUGGCUCCCCUUCUCACAUUGUAUACAAUUCAGAAUCCUCCUGCUCACCCACAAAUCACUAAACAACCUGGCCCCCACCAACCUCACAGACCAGAUCCACCACUACACCCCCUCCUGUGCCCUCUAAUCCUCAGAGGGAAAUCUCCUGGCCCUACCCCCUCGGACCAAGCAUUUGGGGGGAUAGAGCCUUCUCCACUGCCGCCCCCACCCUCUGGAAUUCACUCCCCAAACCCAUCCGAGACUGUACAGACCCCCAUACUUUCAAAUCACUCCUAAAAACACACCUUUUUCAAUUGGCUUUUAACCUGUGAACUGUUCUUUUAUUGUCUUUUCAUAUUAUGUCUUUUAUAACCUUUGACAUUGUUGGUCUCAUUUCUCCAAAUUGUCUGUAUUUUAAAUGGUGCUUCUUGUAAAGCGUUUUUGAGCACUUGUAAAAAAAUGUUAUAAAUAAGAUUCAUCAUUAUCAUUAUUAUCAUCAAAGACAACACUAAAAAAAACUAACUGUUGCAGUUGUGCUGAGGCAUGUUUUGCUGGUACUGUCUUCUCCGGAAAGGUAGCACAAGCUGGCCUCUCUGGAGGUGGUAUCAUUACCUAACCAAGAAGGAACUCAAAAGCUUUUGUUGGACAAGGUUUAAGGACAUUGCAGUCGACCCUUAAUAGGCCUUAAUUGGCUGUCAGCCACUCUACAGUGUGUACCACAACACCUCGUUUUGUCAUAUUACACAACAAAUUCUCACUGUCUUUCUCCAGCUGUUCUGUUUGUACAUAGGUGGACAGAACAUAUUAUUGAUGUUCGUAAUCAGACUGUUGAGCAAGCAUGAGAUAAAGACAAAGGUAACCUUUUUUCUUCAUUAACCAGUGUGUCUCUUCGUCUCUGUUUACAGGAUAUAAGUGGACUGGAGGUGAUUGGAUCUUGCAAGCCGUUUACCCAUGAAAUAGUGUGUCGGAGUCCCUCAAUAGAAAAGGAGGAGGAAGAAGAAAAGGAGCAGAAAAAGACUAAGGAGAACCUGUGAGAACAGAAAUAAUUUUUGGUUUAAUAAUAAUUGGUUUAUUUAAUUCCAUAUGAUUCUACUGUGAAUUAGUCAAAUCAGGCAUCUAAAUCUGGCUAUUUAAAAGAUGUAUCUAUUUACACUAUUUGAUUACUAUUUAGUAAUUAAGUGCCAUGAAUAAAAAUUGCAUUUUGCAUUUAUUAUGUGGUUAUGUAUUUGGAUAACUGCUGCCAAUUUUUUUCCUUAAAACUGACAUUGUUAUAUUAACAUUACAUUAAAUGAAAUUGAUUGGAUAUGAUUCAAAUUUAAAUGAGAAAAUGAGAUGAAAUACUGAAAUCAUUAACUACAAAUGUUUACAUUCUGACUUUCAUUGAAAGACUAAGCUCGGUCAGUGUUCUUUGGAAUCGGCACAGCCUGACUCAUGUCCUGAAUGUAUCUUGUUAAGACCUAACCUUUAAAGUGGGACACAUCUAAUGACAAAAAUGACUCAUUCACUCAUUGUUCACCUGAGAUAAGAGUAAUACAGCUGUCUCCUCCCCAGUGAUCCACCGGCACAGCAUGAAGAUGUUCACUCAGGUGCUCUAUGUGGUCCGGCUUUGAGGUUCUGUGGUCAGCUAGCAAGAUGGACCGGAAACUCUGACAAUAAGCAGGUACAGACCAGGUGUCGGUACAUUGUAAGCACUCAAAUAUUAUAACACAACAGUGAAAAAUAUACUCACAUUAGAGACAGACUGUACAUUUAUUGAUUGAUUUCCCCUUUUUCUUGUAGUUUUAACUCAAUAUUUUCACAUUGUGCUCACUUGUUGUCUUGAUAAAUUGAGUGCUGUGUCCUACUCUUAAGCAUUAUAGAGUCAAAGGGUAACAUCAGGUGAUUACCUCGUUCCACUGAAAACUAUUAUGUCACUGUAAAAGACAGCUGAGGUGUUCUCCAGAUUUUUUGUCCUGUUGUAUACGUAAAGGACGACUUUUAAUGUCAAAUAAUGAUGUUUGGAAGCUUUCUAAUAUUUUGUUGACUGUAGCUUAUGAUGUGUAAAACAGAAUGCAUAGAAUAUGAAGUUAUUUCUAUUAAAAGUCCAUACAGAGAAGAGCAGAGUUGUGAAUUCUGUUGUAUUAAUGGAAUUAGUUGAAUUAGUUCUAUUCAAAGGCAGGCUACAUUUUCCAUUGUAUUUUCUUUUACCUUUCACAUAUGAGGCCUAUGUGUGCUGGAAUUUCAUACUUUAUAUCUUUUAUUGACCAGGGAGAAGUGGGAAUCAGUGUCACUGUUUUGUUUGAGGCUCUGACUGAAGAAGUAGUCUUCACCGACUUAGAGCUGCACAAUGAGGGCAGCACAGCCAUCUACUACAGCUGGAAGCGGAUUUGCACGCCAAACCCAUUCCCCAACCUGCUAUCACAUAGAAGACAACACUUUUACUUCAACUCCUCAUCUGGUACACACAAACAUCAUCACGACACACCUGCUGCUCCUUUCUUAUGUCACACACUGUUUAUUCCCCUGUCAGCACAUCUUUCUGGGUCUGUCAACCUGAACUCAAGCCCGCUUUCUGCUUUCCAUACCCCUCCCCCACUCUCCCAGGUGUGAUUCUACCAGGUGAUACAAAGCAGGUGGAGGUCAUUUUUAAGUCAGUAGAGCCAGGCAUCAAAACUGAAAUGUGGCAGCUCAAAACCCACCCAUUGUUGCUGGAAGGAGCCUCCAUGCAGGUCAACUUCAGAGGAAUAGCUCUGGACCAGGACAAAACCGCAGACCAGAGACGUUUCAUUGAGGUGGUGUACAAUAACACAGCAUAACAUGAAAACAUCAGCACCAGAUUUUCUUUAAUUACAGUAUAUUGUAUAUUUCUUGAUUGUGUGUCGUUUUGUUUGUGUUUUGAAUGCAGGACAGGCUGGAAAAGAGGGCAACAGAAAAAAUGUGCCGGCCCAUUGUAGAUCAGAUACUGGUGAGGGUCUUCUUAACCGUGGAGAGGCCCAGCUCUCUUGCAGAAGUCUACAUCACUGAAGAGCAGAGGUUUUUGAGCAAAAACCCCAAGGUAAAUUAUACAUGUUCAUAUGGCAUUUCUCUGAUGCUAAAGGACAUAUCACAACAAAACCAAGUGCGAAAUUGCAUUUUUGAGUAUUUCUGCAUUCAAAUGGCUGUGAAUCUCUGGCAGACCCAAACAGCAGGCUCAGGUUCAGUGAGAUUUCCAUUGUUUUUCUUUGUGACCUUCUAAGUCACACUUAGCACUCCCUCUUCUAAUCCUAAACUAGCCGCAGAAUAGAUCACAAGGUCAGCCCUUCCCCAUGUUAACAGAUGGGACAUGGGUCAAACUGCAGAAUCAAAAAGUCAUCCAAUAAUUUUAUCCCCAACAUGGUUUUUGCCAUGAUAAAUAUUUCUCAGGAUGAUUAAUGUCCAGCAUUUAUUUGCUCAAAUAGUUUAGUUUUCAUGAGUUAUCUGAUAUCACAAAAGGGGUCCAAUGUCAUAAUUGACUACUCAUUUUACAGUUGCAGCUCUCUUGAGGCUGUACGCAGCAGAUUAGUUGAGGAAUGAUGGAGUCACUGUGCUUUCUACAAUAGGGAGUACACACCUGAAACAAAAUCUAGAAGCUGUUAUGCUGAAGACUGUGGCAGGACAUAAACACCACAGCUCUAUGAGAUAAAUGUAAAUAAAUUAUGUAAGCACCAGGGGGGCUUUUGACAUUACUUUCAUACAGUAGAAGGGGGUGGAGAUGUGUCAUCAGUCUUGAUACACAGCCACUGUUCAUAUCACCUCAUGCAGCGUGAGUUGACCUCAAAUGGUACCCAUUCAUUGUGUCAUUUUUGUCAACAGCUUAUGUUAAAAUGGCUGUGAUUCAUCCAUGACUGUAAACCUGGACUAAACAUUUGUCCUCAUUUGAAUUCCACAUUUAUGCCAUCUCCAUUCUUCAUAGAUAGUUCAUUUGCAUAACUUUUAAUAACCAACACCAGAAACUAGAAAGCACAUGGAUUAAGAUAUUUUGCUCUGAGACAGAUUUUAACUGAGUUUUAUGGGAAAUUUAAACACAAGUUUUAAAAGGCUUUUGGCAAUACACAGUAGAGAGAAUGAAUUGAAAUAAAAUAAAAUCACCAUUCAGCUGUAAGUUCAAAUGGCAGAUUUAUAUUACUAAGCCACAUCUGUCAUUACCUCAUGUCAGUGAUAACAGCUCCCUUGGCCUUCAGCUUUAUACAUUCUCAUCUUUUACAACCUUAGAGGCAAAGCGUUUAAACUUAUGAUCUGUAUUUUAGUUGUUAGGGUAAAAGGAUAAAAGCAUCUGGUAGUGGGGCUGUUCUUUCUGUUCACAUGACUUCACGUGAAUUUGCUGUAAUUACUUUCUCAAUCAUGGCUCUAGCUGCAUUUUGUCGAAGACACAGUGGAAAAUCUGAAGAAACUAUGGCAAGAGGUGAAUCCAUCCAAACACACUUGGGAUCUCUCUGUGGAUACACUACGGCAGGUAUAGACAUUGUGUUGUGUUUCAGUGAUUAAUAAAACUGUAAGGGAAGCUGGUAUGGUGUUAAAUUAGAUAGGUUGAUGAAUACAGCAGUUUGUGUUUUCGAUCUCUUCCUCCUUUUCUGUAUGAUUGUACCAUUCUUUAAGAUUUUACUCCAUUGUACUUCAUUCAAGAAAUGACAAAUCAGUCUAACCAUCUCUUUUCUGCUGUAGGCUGUGGUGGCUCAGCCUGAUCUGGAGGCUCAGGGGGAGAACUUGGCUCGGCUCAACUCUCUGUAUCUGCAGCUUUGUAGACCACCAGUAUGCAAAAAAAAUUACUGCACAGCAGCUCCUGUAGGGUGAGACACAACACACUCGUCGUUCAAUAUUUCUAUCGGAGCAUCUUGGCUCUACUGUACACAAACUGGCACCUCACACCUGUGGACAAAUCUCACUUGUUUGGUGUGUGCUGCCCCCUGCAGGUGGGACCUGUGGAUAAUACUGUUGGAGAGGAUGGAUGAUGAGGCCAGGAGGCUCCGGAACAUCCUAGGCCUUCCACAGAGAACCACAUGGGGUAAGACGCUGGUUACACUUGCGAACUUUAAUUCGGGUUUAGAUUUGCAAAGAUAUACAUGUCCACAUGAAACUGUGUAAAUUUUGAUUGUUGGAUGAUCUCUAUUGGGUCAAUUGCCCAGCCUGUCUGUCAUGAUCAAACCCAUGGGAGUUAUAUGUAUGUAACCUGUAUGUAUUAAUGAAUUUUGACAUUGUGUUUAGAUUGUUUAAACCUCUGUUGCAAACCAAAUUGCCCUUCGGAACAGUAAAGGUUUAAUGAAUAACUGUUGUAAUAAAUGUAUGCUUCUCACUAUUAAAUCCCAGAUGUGGCUGUGGGCAAAGAUGAGAUGAAUGAGAAAGAGGAGGGAGCAGCUGCUAAAAAGAAGUUGAAUAGAGAGAGGUCUACAUUUAAAAAAGACAAGCAAGGAAAGGUAAGUCAGCAGAGAUUAAAAAAAACAACUGAAGGUUUCAGUUUCAGUUUAUUUGGAUCCACCAUUAGUUACAGCAAAGAGCCACAGCUAUUCUUUCUGGGGUCCAUCUACCCUUCUGAACAACAUUUUUAUCCUUCUAACAUACAUCUACAUACAAGACAAGACAGUCAAGACACCAACAUCACAUCCAUACCAUCACUCCUCCCACACAGCAGCUCUAUCAUUUACCUCCUUUUCGAAGAACACUACAACAAAACAAUAUUUACAGAACAAUAAAAGAAAAGUGGAAACUCAUUACACUGGGUUUCAGCCAACUAAGCUCUUGAAAUUUUUCAAGGUAUCCCAUAAGUAAACAAAAACAUUUUCAAUUUCUUAUUAAAACAGCUUCUGUUAUCAUUUAAGAUUAAAAAAUUUGGUAAUAGAUUCCAUGCCACCGUGGCUCUGUAGUGAACUGUUCCCUUCCUUGCAUUCAUUCUACAUUCGGGCAGCCGAAAUUGACCCUCUGAUACCUGCCUCGUACAGUGUUGUUCUGCCUCCGAAAAAAAAGAUCAAGUGUUAUAGAGAGUUACUGGAAUUUUGUUUGUAAUAAUAUUUUUCAUUAAAGAUAAAAGCAAGUAGUGUAUCUUACUUUUAACGUUUAACCAGAUGAGCUGAUUAUGCAUUAUGGUACUACUAGUUCUGUAUGGACAGUUAAGAAUCAUGUGAGCAGCCUUAUUUUGGGUUACUUGUAGCUUGUGUAGAUUGUUUUUGUUGUGUUGGACCAGAUGACUGCACCGUAAUCUAAAUGCGAUAGAACCACGGCUUGAGUUAGUUGUUUGAUUAAGUGAGGGGUGAAAAGGUGUUUGCGACUCACUUGUCAACACACACACAAAAAAAAGAAACAGCAUCAUUGUUGCUCAGUACUGAACUAUAAUGGAAGUCAAUAUUUCGGGGUAACUGGUCAGGUGAGAUAACAGGCAAGCAAAAACCAUUAAAUUAAGGUAUGUUGUGGGUUUUCGUGCUUCCAUCCUCAUUGUUUUUUUGCAUCAUCCUACUCAGAAAUCUGAAUUUUAAAAUCAUACAGUGUCAUCAGCACAGGCACUGAGGACCUUUGCGAGGACACAGUCAGUGUUAGUUAACACCUCGACCAGGUCUGGGCAUAAGUCUGGCCCGGAACUGGUUGCAUUCGCCUUCAAGUGCUUCACAUUUCUGCUGUCAGCCACAGAAAAGAUGAUCAAACAACAACAAAACAGUCUUGCUUGUAUGACUCUAAAUUUUGCUGAGUGAUGGUUGAGUCAUAAGGUACAGCCUAUUACUCACAGAAUCUCAUGGUAACAGAAUGCUGCGUGAAAAUGUGCACCUGCUCUCAAGCUGUGUACCCAGAGUGUGAGUUUAUGGCACCUGGACUGGUCCAGGCCAUCUGUGGCACACACACACGCACGCACACACGCACACACACACACACACACACACACACACACACGCACACACACACACACACACACACACACACACACACACACACACACACACACACACACAGCUAUACAUUAGACACAACAGUAAUGUAUAUAAUUAACAUCAUGGAAUAAAUUGAAGGUAGUUUUUUACCAUGUUCAAAAACAGAGAAAUAAUGCAAGUCAAAACGCUGAUCAAGUGAUUAAGUAGAAAAUUGUAUGUCUUCCCUGAUUUGAUUUGACUUUGCUUUAACUGUGUUUCCCACUUGUUUGUUUAGCAAACUCUUGAAGAUGAGGUGAUUGAGGACCCAGAGGUGUAUAAAUUAUACAGAAGGCUCCAGCACAGAAAAGUAAGUCUGAUCACUUGUAAGUACAGUUUAUUUUCCUUUAGCUUAUUUAUUUUUCUUUUUUUUCAAUUUGACUGUUUUUGACUAUUUCACUCUUUAAAUAACUGUUCUAAAUGUAAAAAUCUGGAAUGUUCUAAAUCUGCUUUGGCUCAGGAGAAAUGAACCAACGUUUGCUUAGAUUAUUCUAGUGUCUGAUAAGGCCCAGUGAGCAUUUUUCAGCUGAAAAAGAUUUCGAAACAUAUACCCGUUCAGACCAUAUUUCACCGGGAAAUCAGCCUCAGCCAAAACACUCAUUACACAUGUUAACAUGUUUUUUAAGUCACUAUGGGUGGCAGUAGCUCAGGAGGUAGAGCAGUUGUCCAAUAACCGGAAGGUUGGCUGUUUGAUUCCCCCCUAUCUCGAAUCUGUCCGUUGUGUCCUUGGACAAGACACUUAACCCACCUUGCUCCCAGUGUGUGUCCUCCACUAGUGUUUGAUUGUGAGUAUUGUGUGGUGGUGGUCGGAGAGGCCGUAGGCACAAACUGGCAGCCAUGUUUCCGUCACUCUGCCUCAGGGCAGCUGUGACUACUUAGGUAGUUUACAACCACAAAGGUGUGACUGUGUGAGCGAACAAAUGACGUAUCCAAUGUAAAGUGCUUUGAGGGUCUCCGAUAAAGCGCUAUAUGAAAUCUGAUACAAUAUUAUUAUUUAUUGCAGCAGCUGACCCAAAUGAUUCCAUUUCAGUGCAUCACAGUCCCCAGUCAUCUGAAUGACUGCAUGAUUGUCUACAGAUAACCAUUAUCAACUCACCCAGUGAGCAUUUUCAUUAUUGAAAAAUUGUUCAAAAGUUGUCUGUGGUCACAGUGACAAAGAAACUGUUGCUAAUUAAAUGUUAAUGGUCUGACCAGAUAGCACAACAGAAUCAGUAUUUUUUUUUUUGCCCAAACGACAUUUAACACAUGUUAACACAUAUUAAAGCUUUUCAAGUCACGUGUCAAAAAAAAAUGUGGGAAAUAUAAUUGUAUUAGAUUGCAUCACUGGUGAAAAAACAUAUGGAAAACUGCAUAAUGCAAACCUGCAAUACACAGCACACUCAUCCAACACUCACCAUUUUUAGCAAUCCAGCUCUGUGAAAAAAGGGGGGUUGUCAGUAAUGACUACAUCAGUGUUCAGAAGUCUUUCAAUGACAGAGCUGUACAUCUUGUGUCCUUUUUUAUAAACAAUUUGAAAAAGUUAAAACUCCUUAAUUUAGGACAUCUUUAAAUCUUUUUGUUAAUAUCAAACAGUCAAAAAAUGAAAUGGGUUUAAAGCUCCAGUUAAGAACUUUAAUUUUGGCCUCUCUUAUGGACAAAGGGAUUCCUUUGCUGAUCUUGCGCAUAAAUGUUGUUUUCUAACAGAAGUUGUCAGUCUUUUGUCUUUCAACAUGAAAAUGUAUCCCAAACUGGAUCUGUUGCAAAAAAUGAUUAAAAUCUUUUUUUUUCUUCAGUAUGCUGUCAACACCUGUAGUGACACCUAUCUAAUGGCGUUGUUAACAGGCUUUAAAAAAUGACGUUGCAGAUACUGUCAUUCUUGGUACUGAUUGUCUUGUCUGUUAUAUGAGUAAAAAAUAAAAUAAAUUAACUUAAAAUAAAUUUUAGUCAAAAAUGCUUGUGAAAAAUAUAAAUAUGCUUAAAUUAUGUCAUUUCUCAAAAGUGGAUUAAAACUAUACCUAAGAAGCUGCCAUGGAGGAACACCAUCAAAAUCCUUUCAAGGGUACCAAUUUGUUUCAAAUAAGUAAACGGUCUAACCCAUGAGGCUGUGGUCCUUAAAGUGAAUGGCCCAGGUUCAGAAAUUCCUCAGCCCUUUGCCACUUAGAAUUUCCCAAUAUUUCCGCGCAGUUUUGAUCUCUGUCUACUGCACUGUAAAUAAAAAAAAUGUUAUCUAACAUGUUCUGGCAUUCUGAACUGAUUUCAACCGGUUUUCAACCAAGUUUUAAAGUUGAAUUCCAUUAAGAGCUUCAUAGGUGUGAAGAACACAUUCCAGUUGCAUUGGUCUAUGCCAAUUCUGUUUUGUGAGCCCUGUUCUAUACAAACAGGGUUUUUAAAAAACACAUGUUCUGCAUUACCUUUUAUGGAUAUCUUUCUCUCUGAUUUCUGUCACUUAAUCAGUAAGAGAAUUGUAUUUUUGACUUAUUCUCUGUAUAUUGUUUUUUUUUAACUGGCAGGUUUAUGCUCUGGUUGAAGACCUGGUGUUGAACAUGCAUGACGUGUGGGAGGACCUUGAGAAGAAAAAUUAACACCAGUACAUAAAAGGCAGGCACUUGAGCUGUAGGAAUUCACCCAAGUUAUUAAUAUGUAUUAUUCAACUUUAUUUCAGAUCCACCCACGGGAUGGUUCAUAUCACAAAAAAUAAAAGAAUGAGAAUAACUUUAUUAAUCCCCGAAGGGAAAUUCAAUUGUCUGUUGUCUCACAAAAUAUGUCUCUAACAGUUAUCUACGAUUUACACAAGAGUUAUAAAAUCUGAUGGCUGUUGGUACAAAAGAUCUUCUGAAUCUUUCUGUCCUCCAGCGAAGAGAGAGGAGCCAUCCACCUAGCCUGGCUGGGCCAUCCAGUUGUGUGAAUCACUUGCUGUUCCUUCCCACAACAAGAAGGAAGGAAUGGCAAGUGAUUCACGCAACUGGAUGGCCCAGCCAGGCUACCAUCCACCACCAUUGGCCCUUUGGUCCAUCAAGGUGUUGUGAAGUGGGUGAUCCAUGUUCUUGAGACUAGUCUCCACCUUCCUCAGUGUAGAUCUCUCCACCUCCACAGAGCCAGCCUUUUUCACCAGUUUGUUAAGACGUCUUGCAUCUUUGUGUUUGAUGCUUCCUCUCCAGCAGACUGCAGCAUAGAACAGAACACUGUAGACACCACAGACUAGAUAAAACAUCUGCAGCAUCUUACUACAGAUGUCUAUUGAUCGGAGUCUUCUCAGGCAAAAGAGGCGGCUCUGCCCCUUUCUGUAGAUGAAGUUUAUAUUCUUAGACCAAUCAAACUUAUUAUCCAGAUGUACACCAAGGUAUUUAUAUAAUGUCACCACUUCGAUGUCCACUCCACAGGUGUUCACUGGCUGAAAAGGGGGUUUGGAUCUACGAAAGUCUAUAACCAUCUCCUUUGUCUUUGAGGCGUUGAGUACACUGUAAAAAAGAAUAAUUGAGAAAACUUAAAAUUUUAAGGCAAGCUUUUGCAGUAAAAUUUUUUAAUUGUGUCAACGAUUUGCUAGGUCAUUGUCAUAAGUGACAUUUUAUUGUUGUAUCAAUUACGUUCACGCUGUUCGGUGAAUAGUCACUACUAUUUAUUCUUCAUUUUGCCAAUAUAAACACUUUUAUUUGCUCAAUUAUUUUUUAUUUGUCACGACUAUUUAUUCUCUGUUUUGCCAAUAUAAACAUUUAGCAGCCCUAGCCGUCGGCUAGCAGCCCCUUGCUAAUGGUUAAAGUUAACGGCUUUCUCCGCAGCGAGUGAGUGUGGAGGCGGUGUGCAUCGUGAAUGCGCCCCAGAGAUAAAAUUGCCUGCUCAGUUACAUGUGCGAUUAAACACGCAGCUGAGAAACACGUCGUGAGGGAUCAGAAAAAUAAUUUUCUGGCAGACAAGCAAUGUAGAUAGACAAGCAUUGUUAGCUAAACUGAAAAAGUAGCCAAUUUACUUAAGUAAAUUUGGUAAAGCAGAACGACACCACAUUUUCUAUUAGUGAAUACACUUUAUACAGUUCAGACAAGUUUAUUUUCACACAAAAUACUUAAACAACUUGGACUGAAGCUGGUCCACUCAAAAAAGUCCCCUUGUCCCUCUGCGCUGCUGGCUGUGACACACAAUGAGGGAGAACUUGCCCUUGCGACAGAACGUGGUAAACCCCGCAGGUCUUCUUCGGCAGACUUCAUGGGUCAAUAUCAGAACUGCAUUAUGGGAAUUUUUCCUACUUUGUUGCGCAAACAACAAAUUUCAAAUUCUGCUAAUUUAGAAUUACAUAUUUGGUCUCUAUUGAGGUGCACAUUGUUGGUCUGACAUGUAUUUUCUUGUUAAAUAAUAACUAUUUUAAUUUUCAUGUUCACCACAUUAAGAAUACAAACUCUUGCGAAUAGAUUGUCGUUGUUUUUUUAACAGUGUAGGAGGCAGUUUUUGUGACUCCAGUCACUGAAGGCUCUUAUCAGAUCUCUGUAUUCAGCUUCUUGUCCAUUUCUGAUACAUACCACGAUAGCAGUGUCAUCUGAGUAUUUCUGGAUGUGGCAGUACUGAGUGCUGUAUUUGAAGUCUGACGUAUACAGUGAAUACAAAUAUAAAUAUUUUUUAUAUAAUAUAUAUAAUGUAUAUCAUAUAUGUAUAAUAAAAUACACACAUACAGUAAAAUACACACAGAGGGAUUAAAAGAAAUGUAGGUAAAAACGUAGUUAAUGUAAUAAAGAUAAAAGUGAAUGUAACAAAAAAAUAUGAAAUCAAUAAACUUUUCGUUUCUGCAUUGA